AGACCCCUGCACUAUGGGACACUCAUGGGCAGCAGAGCUUGUGUCAGAAUGGCAGCAGCUGCCUGGGCCAGUGGUUUUCUCAAUGCUCUCCUGCACACUGCUAACACAUUUUCAAUACCACUCUGCCAAGGCAACACAGUGGACCAGUUCUUCUGUGAAGUUCCCCAGAUCCUCAAGCUCUCCUGCUCAGACUCCUACCUCAGGGAGGUUGGGCUUCUUGUGGUUAGUCUUUGUUUACUCCUUGGGUGUUUCAUUUUCAUUGUGGUGUCCUACGUGCAGAUCUUCACUGCUGUGCUGAGGAUCCCCUCUGAGCAGGGCCGCCACAAAGCCUUUUCCAUGUGCCUCCCGCACCUGGCCGUGGUCUCCCUGUUUGUCAGCACUGCAAUGUUUGCCUACCUGAAGCCCCCCUCCCUCUCCUCCCCAGCUCUGGAUCUGGUGGUGGCUGUUCUGUACUCGGUGGUGCCUCCAGCAGUGAACCCCCUCCUC
Dromaius novaehollandiae (emu) is the source of this 486-nucleotide messenger RNA. Its product is annotated as olfactory receptor 14A16-like. Gene Ontology annotation, cellular component: plasma membrane. Gene Ontology annotation, biological process: detection of chemical stimulus involved in sensory perception of smell; G protein-coupled receptor signaling pathway. Lineage: Eukaryota; Metazoa; Chordata; Aves; Casuariiformes; Dromaiidae. The record is from RefSeq and is a predicted model, not a curated record. The annotation marks the transcript as partial. Gene Ontology annotation, molecular function: olfactory receptor activity. The transcript has a single exon.